Messenger RNA from Morus notabilis, 2334 nucleotides. RefSeq names its product pentatricopeptide repeat-containing protein At1g74900, mitochondrial. Lineage: Eukaryota; Viridiplantae; Streptophyta; Magnoliopsida; Rosales; Moraceae. The record is from RefSeq and is a predicted model, not a curated record. Bases 49 to 1497 code for a protein of 482 amino acids. Gene Ontology annotation, molecular function: protein binding. The transcript has a single exon.
AAAACGAUAAGAAAAUAAGGAGGGAAAAAAAAUGAAAACCGCCGAGAAAUGUCCAUCCUCCUCCGCAAAAACCCACCACCUUUCUCCACUCCCCGCCGGCAUCUCGCCACCGCCCCAUCGCCCCUCCCGACCGAGGUCGCCUCCUUCACCAACCUCGUCCUGAAAUCCGACCGAGAAACCCUAACCAGAACCCUCAACGACCCCAAUCUCCACUGGACCCCACACCUGGUCGACAGGAUCCUCAAGAAACUAUGGAACCACGGCCCCAAAGCCCUCCAAUUCUUCAAAACCCUAGACUACCACCCCAAUUACGCCCACGCCGCGUCCUCCUUCGACAACGUGAUCGACAUCGCCGGCCGUCUCCGAGACUUCCAGACGGUCUGGACCCUCGUCGCGCGAAUGCGGUCUCGCCGGAUUGGCCCGAGCCCCAAGACGUUCGCAAUCAUCGCCGAGAGGUACGUCUCCGCCGGAAAAUCCGAUAGGGCUAUUAAGGUCUUUUUGUCUAUGCGCGAACAUGGCUGCUCUCAGGAUUUGAACUCGUUCAAUUCUGUUCUUGAUGUGCUUUGUAAGUCCGGACGCGUUGAAAUGGCUCAUAAUUUCUUUAGGGCUUAUAGGAGAAAUUUUAGGGUUGAUACUGUUAGUUAUAAUGUAAUUGCAAAUGGGUGGUGUUUGAUUAAGAAGACUCCUAAGGCUUUGGAGGUUUUGGAGGAUAUGGUUAAGAGGGGAUUUAGCCCUAGUUUGAUAACUUAUAAUAUAAUGCUUAAAGGGUAUUUUCGAGCCGGUCAAGUUAAGGAAGCUUGGGAGUUUUUUGGGGAGAUGAAGAGGAGGAAGGUUGAGAUUGAUGUUGUAACUUAUACCACUUUGGUUCAUGGAUUUGGUGUUGUUGGGGAGAUUAAGAAAGCAAGGAGGAUUUUCGACGAGAUGGUCGGGGAAGGGGUGGUUCCUACGGUGGCGACAUACAAUGCUUUGAUUCAGGUUUUGUGCAAGAAAGAUAGCGUCGAGAAUGCCGUGGUUGUUUUCGAGGAGAUGGUGGGGAAGGGCUGCGUGCCUAAUGUGACGACUUAUACGGUGUUGGUUAGGGGGUUGUGUCACGCGGGUCAAAUGGAGAGGUCGAUGGAGUUUGUGGAGAGAAUGAAGGGUGAUGGGUGUGAGCCGAAUGUGCAGAUAUACAAUAUUGUUAUACGUUACUUUUGCGAUGACGGGGAGAUAGAGAAGGCGUUGAGUGUUUUUGAGAAGAUGGGCAACGGUAGUUGCUUGCCUAAUUUGGAUACCUACAAUGUUUUGAUUACCGCCAUGUUUGUGAGGAAGAGAUCUGAUGAUUUGUUGUUGGCUGGGAAGUUGUUGAUUGAGAUGGUUGAUAGAGGAUUUAUUCCCCAAAGGUUGAUUUUCAAUCGGAUUCUGGAUGGGCUUCUGUUAACGGGUAACCAAGGUUUUGCAAGAGAAAUCUUGAGGUUACAAAGCAAAUGCGGUCGUCUUCCGCGUCACUUUAAAUUGUGAGGCUUGUUCUUCUUUAAAUUAGCCUGUGAAAACACUUGAAUGUGAUGGGGAUUCAUUCAUCUGGUCAUGACACGCACCUCACAUAUUUGGCGAGUGAGUUAACACUCUUGUAAUCACAUUGGUUGAACAGAGCUUCAAUGAUGUCCAACUUGAGGUACUUGUUCAUGGAUUGGCUAUAGGAGAGAGUGUAAAUCUUUUCAGUCGUUCAGUGAGUAUGAAGUAGCAUCAUGUCGCACAGGGCAACAGUCAGACCAAGUUAGUCAAUGGUCUGAUCACUCCAAGGUUCCUCCUUGGCUUCUUCUCCGUUAAAUCACAUUGGUUGAACUAGGAACUUCUACGAUGUCCAACUUGUGGUACUUAUGCCUGCUUCUGCAGGCAGUCCCCAAUAGGAGUGGUUAUGUAAAUGCAGAGUUUCAAGUCUUUCCUUUCUUCUGUGAAAAACAUUACAAUGAAGCAGCUUCGUGACUAGGAAUAUAAUACAAGGAAACUGCCAUACCAAGAUGGUUAAUUGGUUCUUUUAUCGCUCUGAGGCUCGGCUUCCUCUUUGCCAUCGCCGUACUUGUUUGAUAAUUCAUAAGCUCGUAUCAGCUUGUUGAACUAACCAUUUACACAAGAAAUAUAUUUAAAUUUUGGCAAUAACUCGCCCGCCCUCUUGAUUAUUACAAUGUUCGAUAGCAGCUUAGAAAUCUUGAAGCGAAACAAGUCUUAAUAGUUUUAUCUUGAGAUUUCUACAUCAGUAUCUUCCUCAAUACAAUUUUCCCUCCAGCGCUUACAGUCACAUGUUGUAACACCCGACGAUAAAUUUGGUUGUGAUGUUGUUCACACUAAAAAAAAAAA